UGAUUGAUUGAUUCUUUCUUUCUUUCUCUCUCAAGGGUUUCAACUUCAUCUCCAUCUUUGAGUGAAGACCGAUCCAUGGAAUAUAGGGUUCUUCUGCAAGAGCAGAGGACUCCUCCUUCUGUUCGACUACUCACAAAUUGAGCGGGAAUAUUAGUUUUCAUCUAUUGGCGGAGCAUAUGGACUCACCAACCUCUCAGUUUGUCUCCUCAAGAAGUAUGGGAAUAUUUGAGCCCAUUCACCAAAUGAGUAUGUGGGGAGAUUUUAGGGGCAAUGGCUUUCCAAGUACAUCCAUGGCCGAAAUCAUGGAAGCAGACAUGAAAUUAGAUAAUCAGUCAGAGGAUACUUCACAUGAAAUGCUAGAACCAUCAAACAAAUGUGACCAAGAAGCAUCUAAACACCCUGACAAGGUUCUUAGACGCCUUGCGCAGAAUCGCGAAGCUGCACGCAAAAGCCGAAUGAGGAAGAAGGCUUAUGUUCAACAGUUAGAAACAAGUCGUUUGAAACUUAUUCAAGUAGAACAAGAGCUUGAACGAGCUAGACAACGUGGUCAGUAUGUUGGAAGUAGUACUUUAGAUGCUAGUUAUCUAGGGUACUCGGCAACUGUAAAAAACUCAGGUAUAAAUGCAUUUGAGAUGGAGUAUGGACACUGGGUGGAUGAACAAAACAAGCAAAUGAUAGAAUUGAGAGAUACAUUGAAUUCUAUUAAUAUAGAUGAUGAGAGAAAACUUCAAAUUCUGGUUGAGGAUGGCAUGAAGCACUACUACAAUCUGUUCCGUAUGAAAGAAAAAGUUGCGAAAUCGGAUGUGUUCUAUAUCAUGUCUGGCAUUUGGAAGACACCUGCGGAACGGUUUUUGUUAUGGAUGGGUGGAUUUCGGCCUUCGGAGGUUCUAAGGGUUGUUAUGCCCCAGCUUGAAGUAUUAGACGAGCAACAACAGAUGAACAUAUCUAGUCUUGCGCAGUCAUGUCAACAAGCAGAAGAUGCUCUGACUCAGGGAAUGGAGAAACUGCAGGCAACUCUGGUUGAGGCUGUAGCAGCUGGUAGACUUGGAGGAGGAAGUUAUCUCCCUCAGGUUUCAACAGCAGUUGAACGUUUGAAACCAUUAGUUAUGUUUGUGACUCAGGCUGAUCAUAUUCGCCAAGAAGCCCUUCAACAAAUAUACCACAUCUUAACUACACGUCAAGCAGCACAGGCAUUGCUUGCGCUGGCGGAAUACUCUCAGCGUCUUCGAGCCUUGAGUUCCCUCUGGACUACUCAUUUGCGCGAAUCUUGAUUUUUCUUUUA
Molecule: messenger RNA, 1282 nt
Organism: Impatiens glandulifera
Lineage: Eukaryota; Viridiplantae; Streptophyta; Magnoliopsida; Ericales; Balsaminaceae
Product: transcription factor TGA1-like
Exons: 9
Coding region: 177-1271 (364 amino acids)
Biological process (GO): DNA-templated transcription; regulation of DNA-templated transcription
Molecular function (GO): DNA-binding transcription factor activity; sequence-specific DNA binding
Source: RefSeq, a predicted model, not a curated record